Messenger RNA from Hyaloperonospora brassicae, 2037 nucleotides. The record is from the annotation of a GenBank genome assembly. Lineage: Eukaryota; Oomycota; Peronosporomycetes; Peronosporales; Peronosporaceae.
AUGGGCAGAAUCAUCGAGUCCAUCCGCAGCGCGUACGCCGCGCGCGCAGACGACGCGUCGGCCACGCGGCCCACCGUCUCGUUCGAGUUCUUCCCGGCCAAGACCGACGCCGGCGUGUUCAACCUCCUGACGCGCGUGGAGGAGAUGGGCCUCGCGCUGCAGCCGACGUUCGUGACGCUGACGUGGCGCUCGGCGUUCAAAGACGAGGCGCUAUGGCUGCGCAUUGGCGCGCACGUGCAGAACGAGUUCCAGCUCGACGUGCUCCUGCACCUCACGUGCCACUUGCCGACGGAGGACCUCAAGCGGAUCCUCCGGAACGCGCGGGCCGCGGGCAUCCGCAACAUCCUCGCGCUCCGAGGCGAUCCGCCCAUUGGCGCCGAGCGCUGGACGCCCGUGAAAGACGGACUGUGCAACGCUGUGGACCUCAUUGCACUCAUUCGCGAGGAGCAUGGCGACUAUUUCUGCAUUGCCUGUGCAGGGUACGCUGAGGUGCACACCGAGUCGUGGAACCAUCCGGACCUGCCGCCGUCCAACGAGGCGCGGGCGCUGGACUUGCAGCGGCUCAAGGCGAAGCAGGACGCUGGCGCCGAGUUCAUCAUCACGCAGUUCUUCUUUGACGUGGACAAUAUGGUCCGGUGGAUCGCCGACUGCCGAGACGCUGGGAUCACGAUUCCGAUCCUGCCGGGCUACUUGCCGAUCCAGAACUACAGCUCCUUUCGCAAGUUCACGAGCUGGUGCAAGACCCGCGUGCCUGAACAAGUGCUGGCGGACCUGGAAGCGGUGAAAAACGACGACGCAGCUGUGCGUCGCUACGGCACGCAACUUGCAGUCGAGACGUGUCAGCGGUUGCUGGCCGCGGGAGUGCACUCGCUGCAUUUCUACACGAUGAACCUGGCGGCGACGGUCACGCAGGUGCUGGAAGGGCUGCAGUUGCUGCCUGCACGGAACCAGCGCGGGCUUCCGUGGCAAUCGACGCUGCAGCGCUCGACCGUCGAGGGCGAGCAAGUGCGUCCGAUCUUCUGGUCGAAUCGUCAGGCGAGUUACAUUGCGCGCACUGCUGCGUGGGACGAGUUUCCCAAUGGACGCUGGGGAGACCGCACAAGUCCGGCCUAUGGAGAGCUGUCCGAGUACUAUUUGGCCUUCAAACGACCAAAGGUCCAGCGCACGCAACUGUGGGGUACGCCGCAGAACGAGCAAGACAUCUGGAACGUGUUCGUUCGCUUCAUUGAAGGUCACGUGAAGCAAUUGCCGUGGUGCGAGCAGGCUCUGUCGCGCGAGAGCGCUGUGAUCCGCGAAAACCUGCAGUGGCUGAACGCCAAUGGCUUCCUGACGGUCAACAGUCAGCCGCGCGUGAACGGAGCGCCCUCGAGCGAUCCUUCCGUUGGCUGGGGCGGCGACAACGGCGUUGUGUUCCAGAAAGCAUACGUGGAGUUCUUUGUCGCACCUGAAAAGAUGGCGCACCUUGUGACAGUCAUGCGGCGAGACUACCCGCAGCUGUCAUUCCACGCGCUCAACCGUCGGGGCGAUGAGCACCGCAACACGCCGCUGCACAGCGUCACGGCCGUUACGUGGGGCGUCUUUCCCGGCACGGAAAUCGUCCAGCCGACAGUCGUCGACUCGGACUCGUUUGCGGCGUGGAAAGACGAAGCGUUCGAGUUGUGGCAGACGCAAUGGGCGUCAGCGUACCCUGCAGGAUCACGAUCGCACCAAGUCAUUCAGCAUAUCUACGACACGUACUUCCUCGUCAACAUUGUCGACAACGACUAUGCCAACGAUGAGUCAGACAUCUUCAGUGUCUUUAUGCGGAUCAUCACAGAGGCUAUGGACAAAGAGCAGCUGCGUGCGCGUGUGCUCGAGCUGGAAACGCGACGGGAGAAGAUGUUUGACACGCUCGCAUCGUUCCAGUCGCUGCAAAAGGAGCAGAACGAGCAGCUGCGCGCUGUGCACGCGGAGCUUGCGAGCGUGCGCCGCGAGAACCUCCAGCUGCAGGAAAAGGUCCACCAGUUGCUGGCGCAGCUUGCGCUCGCGUCGCUAUAG